GCGGUAAUGUGACGUCACCUGAAAGGGAGCACUUCCGGUCUCGUGCCGCCGUCCCAGGACCCUCAGGGAGAGCCGGCAGCCUUCCAGGCGGACAGAAAUGGACUCAGAACUCAAGGAAGAAAUUCCUGUGCAUGAGGAAUUCAUUUUGUGUGGUGGAGCCGAAACCCAGGUUCUAAAAUGUGGGCCCUGGACAGACCUCUUUAAUGAUCAAAGUGUCAAAAGGCCUAAGCUGCUUAUUUUCAUUAUUCCUGGUAACCCAGGUUUUUCUGCCUUUUAUGUGCCAUUUGCAAAGGCUUUAUACUCUUUGACAAACAGACGCUUUCCAGUUUGGACUAUCAGUCAUGCUGGGCAUGCGUUGGCUCCCAAAGACAGGAAGAUUCUUACAACAUCAGAGGAUUCAAACGCUCAAGAAAUUAAGGACAUUUAUGGACUAAAUGGACAAAUAGAGCACAAACUAGCUUUCCUGAGAACUCAUGUGCCAAAGGACUUGAAACUUGUGCUCAUUGGCCAUUCGAUAGGCAGCUAUUUCACACUUCAGAUGCUGAAGCGAGUCCCUGAGCUCCCGGUAAUUCGCGCCUUUCUGCUCUUUCCAACAAUUGAACGAAUGUCUGAGUCACCCAAUGGCAGAAUUGCCACUCCACUUUUGUGCUGGUUUCGAUAUGUUCUCUAUGUUACUGGCUACUUAUUAUUGAAACCGUGUCCUGAGAAAAUCAAGUCCUUGCUAAUCAGAAGGGGCCUUCAAGUAAUGAACCUAGAGAAUGAAUUUUCGCCAUUGAAUAUAUUAGAACCAUUCUGCCUUGCUAAUGCUGCCUACCUUGGGGGCCAAGAAAUGAUGGAGGUGGUGAAGAGAGAUGACGAAACCAUAAAGGAGCAUUUAUGUAAGCUUACAUUUUAUUAUGGUACUAUAGAUCCUUGGUGUCCAAAAGAGUACUAUGAAGACAUUAAGAAGGAUUUUCCAGAAGGAGACAUUCGACUCUGUAAGAAAAACAUACCUCAUGCUUUCAUCAUCCAUUUUAACCAGGAAAUGGCAGACAUGAUUGCUGACUCCCUAAAGGAUGACCUGUCCAAAAUGUAAAUUGGCCUGAGGAACAAGCCCCCACUGCCAGUACAUGGAGGCAGUCGGUGUACUAGACUUAGCAGGUAAAUGUUUAAUUUUGAAGACUGAUAUUAGAAAUGAAGAAAGUGAGAACCUUUGUCUUACAAACCAACUCUCAGCUCGCCAUGUUACAGGCUGAAGUAAACACAGUUGAUGGAUCAUUCCAUAGGUUUAACCAUACAUUUUCCAAGACUCGGGGAACACAGUGAUCUACACAGUCUCGUGUUUGCACAAGAUGCCCAGUGGCACCAUAUGGUUUAUUUUGGUAGGCAGGAUCUUUGCAGAUGAAAAAAAAAUCUACAUGUACUUGAUUUUAAUUGAGUUACAUUGUAGAAUAGGCUCUUCUGGAGGAAAUUAUGAAAUACCUACUAGAAAAUGUAAAAGAAAUCAGUGAAUGUUAAGAGUAUAGUCAGAUAUGUGAAGUGUAUGAGAUUAUAACAAGGAUACACUCAUGUCCCAGGAGCAGGAAGUGAACCUGAGUCUCCUGUAAGACAGAAGAUGAAGAUGAGCCCAGACUAACUUAGCACAGAUCUUGGCUGAGAUCAUCAGUGUGACGUCUAAUGUACCUGCACUAGACAGAGAAUAAAGUUCACCAGACAUUACUCUGGUCAGCUAACCAGAUAAAGAGUUGUUGAAGGACCCCAACUGUGCCUCCUGCCACAGGGCAACUAGCAAGUUCUAUGCUGAGCCUUAGUCCGCCAGGUUAUAAGCUCCCUGUAGGCUCCUCCUCUCCAGAGCCAGGUUGGAGAGGCACUGGGCUGUCCCGAAGCAGGCUUGGAUGUGCCAACGUGCAGUUGCUCCUUCUGUAAUUCUUGCACUAAAAAUCCAUUUAAGACCAUCAAUGAGCCAAAUAGUGUGCUAGCCAUUGAGGAUAGAGUUCUUAGCUACUUAAUGAUUCUUUUCUUCUGGAAAUCUUCUAUUGAAUAAUUUUUAAAAGCAUCUUUUAAACUGCUGAGUAAAACAUUACCAUACAUUCGUUCUCCAUUUCUGCAUUAACUUCAUUUGCUGGAAAGAAAUUAUUUUGUUAAUGAACCAAACCCAGCCAUUAAGCUAUGUGAAUUCACCUUCUCUAGACACAUUGAGGUCUGGCAGAGAAGACACAUGUUCCCUGGCCUAGAGUGGGCUGACAAUAUUGCUGCCUCCCCUAAAUUGACUCGAUCUUGAGAACCACAUACUGCGGUGACAGUUGAUGAUGCAUCAGAAAUAAUUCCUUUUUCUCCUAGAGGAAAUCCCUCAUGGCAUUAUCAUUCCCUAAGGACAAUGAGAUGUCCCUCCCCUCAAAUCCUAAAGCCCCCUGAUGAAAGAUUCAGCUCUGAUUUGCUGCCAACUUAUUGGUAAGUGCUGAAUGAGUUACUGUGCUUUGGCAUAGCUUCUACAUCACAGCAAGUGACUUCUCAGAGGGGAAAAGCCAAGCUCCAGACAAGGAGUGCUAUUAGCCCAAGGGGUAGAGCUAAUAGAUACAUAGGCCAUAAGCACAGGGCUGUACACAGAGCCUUUAUUGGCGUCUGCAUGAGAGGCCUAGAAAUCGGAUGUUAGAAGCUAGGAAUCAUGGCUCUGAGUGCCUUGCAUACAGGAGAUACUAAUACUAAAUCAAGGCAGGUAAACAAUACUGGGUAAAUCAUAACCUACCAGAAUAAAGAGUAACAUUCAGAGCUUUUCUUUUAGCUGUUAAUUUAAACAUUACUCCAUAUUUCAAAAGUCUGCAUGUAUGAAAUUGUGUCUUAUUUCUGAUUUUUAGAGCCUAAGAAAGAUACUGGUUCUUAAUUCCUAUUUAUCAUCUGAACACCAAAUGAAUUUUUGAAAUAAAUGUUUUACCAGCAUUUCUGACCUCGUCUGGCCUGAUGUCUGUGUUGGGGAAGCGCGUACAAUUUGAGCAGUUCUCCUGAGUUAGACUCGGCUCAAAGUGUCUCAUUUAAAGUGAAAAGCCACCUUUCUCAUUGCUUUUUUCAUAGGUGGAAGAAUCAGAUUUCAAGAGACUGAAGUUCAUUCUGUUUCAUUAGGGAUUAGACUAAAAUGGACAAACAGUGGAUGAAAUCCAUUUUCCAGAAGCAGCUCUGCCUGUAUUUCCCAGUCAACCACAUGGAUGGUCUUUGUGAAAGUUUUAACUUCCUGCAGUUACCUAGUGCUCAGCGAUUGAGCCUUGACCAUGCCCAUGUUUGUUCCUAGUCUGUUCUGAGCCAUAAGAAUCUCCACAAGCCCUCUGUGGCUUGUGCGGCCUGAUGUCCAUGGCCACCAAGGGCCUCUCACCAUACGCUUCUCCACUCAACCUUUGGAGAGACAGGGACCACCAAAGGCUUGAUCUUUCUUCAUCCUACAUUAUAUUCGAAACAAAAACAAGCUGGGUGCCAUAGCUCACAUCUGUGAUCCCAGCACUUUGGGAGGACGAGCUGGGAAGAUCGCUUGAGGCUAGGAGUUUGAGACCAGCCUGUGCAAAAAAUGAGACCUCUGUGUCUAGAAUAAUUUUUUAAAAAGAGCAAAAAAAAAAAAAAAAUUUCAGAUUGAAGGAGACUAAAGAGACAUGACAAUUGGACACAACAUCUGAUUCUGAAUUGGAUGUUUUUGUUAUAAAAGACAUUGUUGGGACAAUUUGCACAACUUGAAUGAGGUCUGAAGAUUAGCUGGGAGUAAGAUGCCACUGUUAAUUUUCUGAUUUAAGUGGUUGUACUGGGGAGAAGUAAGAGAGUGUCCUUGUUUGUACUGGAGACACACUGAGGUAUCUGGGGGUGAGGGGCAUCAUGUCUGUUUACUGUCACAUGGUUGAGGGGGAAAUAAUGUUCUUUGUACUUGCAGAUUUUUUGGAAGUUUGAGAUGUUUUAGAAUUUGUAAAAAUAAUUAUUUUUAAAACCCCA
Nomascus leucogenys (northern white-cheeked gibbon) is the source of this 3945-nucleotide messenger RNA. RefSeq names its product lipid droplet associated hydrolase (gene LDAH). Gene Ontology annotation, molecular function: lipase activity. The record is from RefSeq and is a predicted model, not a curated record. Gene Ontology annotation, cellular component: lipid droplet. NCBI's taxonomy places the organism in Eukaryota, Metazoa, Chordata, Mammalia, Primates, Hylobatidae. Gene Ontology annotation, biological process: lipid storage.